AUGGAAAAGCCGGUCAAUACCAAGGAAACGUCGUUUGAAGUCACGGCUUCCAGCUCGGGAGCUAGCCAGCUGGCAAUUGAGAGAGGUACUGAGAAACCGACACGCAGUGGUAAUCUGUAUUCCAGCUUGAAGAAACUGUUUCACGAUGUCGUCUGGACAUUCAAUACAGCUUCGGACGGGGUGCAAGACUGGACCCCAUUCUUCCUUGUGCUGUCCUACUUCGUCUUCUCGACGACUAUCUAUAUGAACGCGACAUCUGGAAUCAUGAAAGUAUUUUGGUUUCUCUAUUUGAUGACCAACACCUACAUUGCUAGCGCGACAGUGAUAGAAGCCGUUAUGAGCACGGGAGCAUUCCACGAUGCAAAAAAGACCGUGGAAAAGGUGGCCAAAAAGAACUGGCAAUUCCCAACCCUAGACAGCGAUCUACUGAAGCUGGAUAUUAUUAUUGUCGCCUACCUACCCAAUGAGCAAGAUAUUGUUAUGGACCGCGUCACCUACCUGCUGGAGGAGAUCAUUUAUCCGCGGGACAAGCUUCGCAUCAACUUGAUUUACAACACCCCCUACGCCAUCCAGCCGUUAGAGGACGAACUACAUGAGCUCGCACGAAGAAACCCGGGCAAUCUCCGGGUAAUCAAAGUACCGAACUCCACGUCCAAGGCGGACAAUAUCAACUAUUACUGCAUGAUGAAUGGGAUCGAUGCAGAUGUUUCAGCCAUCUUCGACUGCGACCACUACCCACACCCGUAUGCUCCUCGCUGGGCGAUGGAGCGGUUUGCCAAAGACAAAUCGGUUGACAUUGUCCAGGGUCGGUGUGUGAUUCUCAACGCCAACGAUAACCUAAUGACCUCUAUGAUCGGAAUCGAGUUUGAUAAAAUCUAUGCAGUUUCUCACCCGGGACGUGCGGCCAUGUUUAAUUUCGGCCUGUUCUGCGGGUCAAAUGGGUACUGGCGUACGUCUCUUUUACGCGAACUGAAGAUGGAUGAUACGAUGCUCACCGAAGACAUCGAUUCGGCGCUCAGAGCGUUCGGACGUGGAGCCAAUGCUGUGCACGACCUGAAUGUCACGUCCUUUGAGCUGGCACCUGUCACAAUGUCUGCAUUCUGGAAACAGCGGCUGCGCUGGUCGCAGGGUUGGGUGCAGGCUAGUUUUCGCCACAUGCAUCUCGUGUGGAGUCGGUCGCCAGACAGCUCCAAACACCGCAGCCUCAGACAAAGAUUCGGGAUCCUGUCGCUGCUCUUUGUGCGCGAACUGAGCUACUACCUGAUUACGCAGUACCUGUGCCUCGUGUUCAGUAUCGUCAUUAUCCAUUUUCCGAAAAGCGGGCACGAGCUGUACCUGUUGCUGUUCUUCCAGUACCCCGUUGCCUGGUGGCUAUUCCUAUUCAGUCUCUUUUCCUUCGUGGGUACACUUUACGUCACGCUCCACUUCCGAUCUGAGUUCACUCGUUGGUAUUCAGUCCCCAUCUUUGCAAUGAGCUAUCCUAUCCAGCUCGUGUUGACGGCAACCCUCGGUCUCUUUGGGCAUGCACGCCAAGUGAGCAAGUAUGUCAAGUGGAACCCAACACCCCGAGGUUAA
Messenger RNA from Talaromyces proteolyticus, 1575 nucleotides. Its product is annotated as nucleotide-diphospho-sugar transferase. The record is from RefSeq and is a predicted model, not a curated record. The transcript is spliced from 2 exons. Lineage: Eukaryota; Fungi; Ascomycota; Eurotiomycetes; Eurotiales; Trichocomaceae. The coding region runs from base 1 to 1575 and encodes 524 amino acids.